Vigna unguiculata (cowpea) is the source of this 1254-nucleotide messenger RNA. RefSeq names its product putative O-methyltransferase 3. NCBI's taxonomy places the organism in Eukaryota, Viridiplantae, Streptophyta, Magnoliopsida, Fabales, Fabaceae. The record is from RefSeq and is a predicted model, not a curated record. Gene Ontology annotation, molecular function: O-methyltransferase activity; protein dimerization activity.
UUUAUAAUCUUUCACGCACAAUUUGAUGUUGCUAAUCACAAAUCAUUAAAAAUGAGUUUUGGGAACGAAGAUCAUUCUUCCAAGCUACUCCAAGCUCAAACCCACAUAUUUAACCAAACUUUUGGUUUCAUAAACUCUAUGUCCCUUAAAUGUGCAAUUGAUUUGUGCAUACCUGAUGUCAUACACAACUAUGGCCAACCUAUGCCACUCUCACAACUCAUUGCUUCACUUCCAAUUCACCCUUCCAAGGCUUGCUUUGUUUCCCGUUUGAUGCAAAUAUUGGUCCAAUCUGGUUUUAUCUCUCAAAACAGUGUCACUGAUGAUGAUGAUGAAAAGAAAGAAGUGAGUUAUGCUUUAACUGAUGCAUCUGCACUACUCCUUAAGGAGCAUCCCUUUAGUAUGACAUGUUUGCCACAAGUCAUACUUGAUCCAAUUUUGGUGAAUCCAUGGUUUCAGUUCUCCACUUGGUUCACAAAUGAUGAGCCCACACCAUUUCACGCACAUAAUGGGAUGAGUUUUUGGGACUAUGCGAGCCGUGAGCCCAAACUCAAUCACCUUUUCAAUGAUGCCAUGACCAAUGACACUCGAUUGAUUUCCAGUGUGAUGAUUGAGAAGUGCAAGGGAGUGUUGGAAGGAUUAGAGUCUUUGGUUGAUGUUGGGGGAGGAACAGGAACCAUGGCUAAGGCCAUUGCCAAGUCUUUUCCACACUUGAAGUGUAUUGUUUUUGAUCUUCCACAUGUCGUUCAUGGCUUGCAAGGAACGGAUAACAUCGAAUAUGUUGGAGGGGACAUGUUUCAAGCAAUCCCUUCUGCUCAUUCCAUCAUGCUCAAGACAAUAAUGCACAACUGGAACGAUGAGGAAUGCUUGAAAAUCCUGAAGAGAUGUAAGGAGGCAAUCGAAAAGAAAGAUAAAGGAAAAGUGAUUAUCAUAGACGUUGUGAUAGGAAACGAGAAAGGAGACAGUGAAUUGGAUCAAACAAAGCUCUACUAUGAUAUGGAGAUGAUGGUGUUGGUUACUGGAAAAGAGAGAAAUCAGAAAGAUUGGGCCAACUUGUUUUUUUCUGCAGGCUUUAGUCACUAUAAGAUAACUCCAGUUCUAGGUUUCAAGUCUCUCAUAGAGGUUUAUCCAUAGCAAUAAUGUUUGAAAAUGUGAAAAAGAUGUGUGAUGUGAUAUAUAUUUUAAAUAAAUAUUUCUGGAACAUUUGUUCUUAUUGAGCAACAUGUUUCAAACAAUAAAAAUGAUUCAUCUUGAAAA